Messenger RNA from Alternaria arborescens, 1476 nucleotides. RefSeq lists its product as hypothetical. The transcript is spliced from 3 exons. The record is from RefSeq and is a predicted model, not a curated record. The coding region runs from base 1 to 1476 and encodes 491 amino acids. NCBI's taxonomy places the organism in Eukaryota, Fungi, Ascomycota, Dothideomycetes, Pleosporales, Pleosporaceae.
AUGGUGCUGAGACUCUUUGCGCCGCCUGGUGAAGGCCAACAUCGACUUGUCCCGAAACGACCGGAUCCCAUCGGUGCCAAUGCGACCCUCCAGUAUUCCGUGCUUUCCUCGACCGUUGUCGCCGCCGCCUAUACGUCCUUCGCAUCGAGAUAUAGUCAGAGAGUAACUCCUGCGCAGCCGCUAUCUAGGGCGGCUGUCUUCAUACGGGCUUCAGCCAGACUGGGGGUUUGGACAGGUGUGGCAGGAGCGGCGCUCAACUGGUAUUACUACUCGGCUUUCGCCAAGGUGGUGGUGUCGCAAAAGGUGCCAGAGAUCAACGACUGGAAGCUCUACGAGCGUACAAAGUCAUACACUGUGGAUGAUGGCGCUUUGGCAGGAGAGAGGCAGGAGGCUUAUAAACAUCUUGGUCGGCAACUCAAGCGACGAUCACUCGAGUUCUGGGCCAUCUUCUGGGACGCAGAGAUGAUGACUAGUCUCGAUCCUAUCAUGCAGCAGUACGUACGACACAACGGUUUCUGGUACACAAGAUGGCUGCCUGAGGAAGUCUUCGAUCGAGAAGUACAUGCCAGCGAACCUUUCGCUGGCAGCGAAGCGCCCGCCGCAAUCACUGAAGCACCUGUCGAAGAGCAGCCGCCGUUCUACAUUGCACCCAUCGAGUACGCCGAAGACUUGCGCCAGAUUGACGUACAAAGUACCAAAGCUAGAAUCGAAGCCAUGGAGGCGGACAGACAGGAACUCCUCAAGGAAGCCGAAUACCUCCUGUUUGUCAACGCACAGCAGCAGUACGAGUACUGUCACCUGGAUACUAUGGAUGAAGAAGAACGGCACCGACGUCUUCAGGAGAUCCAUGUCGUCGACAUAGCGUACAAUCGCCUUCGUGCUGCAGCGUAUGAAAUCGACGUCAAGCUCAUCCAUUGGCGCAUGUCGCUCAAGCACAAGCUUGUUUGGGAAAUAGCCACGACCGCUACCCCUGCCACUUCCUCCAUCUCCACCAGCAUGAUGACAACUCGAACAGAUGCCCUCGCCGACUGGCUACCCGCCCCUCAAGCCUUGACUUCCUUCGCAACGCACAAACCGACGUACUCGAUGGGCGAGAUUGAAAAGUUACAUUGGCAGAUUGCGGCUGAGGUCAAGAGGUUCGAGGAGGGAUGCAGAGAUGAGAGAUACACAAAGGAGAAGAGAGAGAGGUGGAGGAGGGAUGCUGAGGAUGGGAGUAGGAUACUGAGGGCAGCCGACCAUGUCCUGUGGAGGCUGAUGAAGGCGAGAGAAGGGGCUGACGAUGGUGAUGCGAAGAAUGAUGGGAUUGUGGUUGGGCAUGAGAAGAGUGUUGCUCCUGUAGGCCAAUCGGCAGUCACGACUGAGGCCGUAAAGCUGGACACGGCAGCCACUCCCGCCAGGAAGGAGCUCGAUAAGCCUCGUGUGGAUGACAAAGUGACGAAAACACGUACUGGUGCUCUGGAUGCUGACAAGUCCUGA